GGGAGGUGGUGGCGCUUGGUGGCUACUGGCGGCGGAGGUAGAGUCUGAGGCGCCGGAGUUGUGCAGGGCCAGCGGCAGUUUUCAGAUUUUGGAGCCUAAGGAAUAUUUUCCCGGGGAGACUGCCAGCACAGCCACCUUAUCAACCAAGAUCCUGAUACAUAGCCACAGACUGGAGUUCUGGUGGCCACAGUCCUCAAAUCCCUUCUUAAGACAGAUGAGGAAACUGACACUUGGUGAAGUUACGAAAGUUGUCCAAAGUCACACAGCUUGUAAAAGGCACAGCCAAGAUUCAGAGCCAGGUUGUAAAAGUUAACAUGAACAAACUACGGCAAAGUUUCAGGAGAAAGAAAGAUGUUUAUGUCCCAGAAGCCAGCCGUCCACAUCAGUGGCAGACAGAUGAAGAAGGAGUCCGCACUGGAAAGUGUAGCUUCCCAGUUAAGUACCUUGGCCAUGUAGAAGUUGAAGAAUCAAGAGGAAUGCACAUCUGUGAAGACGCCGUAAAAAGACUGAAAGCCGAAAGGAAGUUCUUCAAAGGCUUCUUUGGAAAAACGGGAAAGAAAGCAGUGAAGGCCGUUCUGUGGGUGUCUGCGGAUGGCCUCAGAGUUGUGGAUGAGAAAACUAAGGACCUCAUAGUUGACCAGACAAUAGAAAAAGUUUCUUUCUGUGCUCCAGAUAGGAACUUUGACAGAGCCUUUUCUUACAUAUGUCGAGAUGGCACCACUCGGCGAUGGAUCUGUCAUUGCUUCAUGGCUGUCAAAGACACGGGGGAAAGACUGAGCCAUGCCGUGGGCUGCGCUUUUGCAGCCUGUUUAGAGCGUAAACAGAAGCGGGAGAAGGAGUGUGGAGUCACUGCUACCUUUGAUGCCAGUAGAACCACUUUUACUAGAGAAGGAUCAUUCCGUGUCACAACUGCCACUGAACAAGCUGAAAGAGAGGAGAUCAUGAAACAGUUGCAAGAUGCCAAGAAAGCUGAGACAGACAAGACAGUUGUUGGUCCAUCAGUGGCUCCUGGCAACACUGCUCCAUCCCCAUCCUCUCCCACCUCUCCCACUCUGGAUGCCACUGCCUCUUUAGAGAUGAACAAUCCUCAUGCCAUCCCACGCCGGCAUGCACCAAUUGAACAGCUUGCUCGCCAAGGCUCUUUCCGGGGAUUUCCUGCUCUUAGCCAGAAGAUGUCACCCUUUAAACGCCAGCUGUCCCUACGCAUCAAUGAGUUGCCUUCCACUAUGCAGAGGAAGACUGAUUUCCCAAUAAAAAACACAGUGCCCGAGGUAGAAGGAGAGGCCGAGAGCAUCAGCUCCCUGUGCUCCCAAAUCACCAGUGCCUUCAGCACACCCUCGGAGGACCCCUUCUCCUCUGCCCCAAUGACCAAACCAGUGACAUUGGUGGCACCACAGUCUCCUGUGUUACAAGCUAAUGGCACUGACUCAACCUUCCAUGUGCUUACUGCUAAGCCAGCCAGUACUGCUCUAGCACCCGUAGCAAUGCCUGUUCGUGAAACCAACCCCUGGGCCCAUGCCCCUGAUGCUGCUAACAAGGAAAUUGCAGCCAUACAUCCGGGGACUGAGUGGGGUCAGUCUUCUGGUGCUGCCUCUCCAGGUCUCUUCCAGGCUGGUCACAGACGCACUCCCUCUGAGGCUGACCGUUGGUUAGAAGAAGUGUCAAAGAGUGUGCGGGCUCAGCAGCCGCAGGUCUCAGCCGCCCCUCUGCAACCGGUUCUCCAGCCUCCUCCGCCUGCUGCCAUUGCCCCCCCUGCACCUCCUUUCCAAGGACAUGCAUUCCUUACGUCUCAGCCUGUGCCAGUGGGUGUGGUCCCACCCCUACAACCAGCUUUUGUUCCUACCCAGUCCUACCCUGUGGCCAAUGGGAUGCCCUAUCCAGCCUCUAAUGUGCCUGUAGUGGGCAUCACCCCAUCCCAGAUGGUAGCCAAUGUGUUUGGCACUGCAGGCCAUCCUCAGGCCACUCAUGCACAUCAGUCACCAAGCCUGGCCAAGCAGCAGACAUUCCCUCAAUAUGAAACAAGUAGUGCUGCCACCAGUCCCUUCUUUAAGCCUCCUGCUCAGCACCUCAAUGGUUCUGCAGCUUUCAAUGGUGUAGACAACGGCGGGCUAGCCUCAGGAAACAGGCAUGCAGAAGUCCCUCCAGGCACCUGCCCAGUGGAUCCUUUCGAAGCUCAGUGGGCCGCACUAGAAAGCAAGUCCAAGCAGCGUACAAAUCCCUCUCCUACCAACCCCUUCUCCAGUGACUUACAGAAGACGUUUGAAAUAGAGCUUUAGGCAGUCUCUGUGACAGGUGUUUUCUGUACUUAGGCAAGGGCAGGGGUGGAGGGCAAAGGAGCAAAGGGGACUUUGCUUUCCAGAUCAGCACACUUUUCACUAAUCCCAGAGGUCCCAAGGAGCAAGUCCAAGCACAGGCCAGCAAGGGAUGACAUCCACAGAGGUGAGGCAAGCCUUGCUGGGGAGGACUGCCCUGCAGCUAGGCUAGAGAAGUCAAGGGAGUGCUCCCUUCUGGCCCCUCUCACCCUAACAAACCUCUGGCAACAGAGAGGCAGAAGAUCUGAAGAGGAAUCUGUAUUCAAAGCACAUUUACUGGAAUAUAAAACAUAACAGGAAGCAAAACAAUCUCCUUUUAUUUUUCAGGCCAGUCACCCGUUCCUCCCAGUACUGGGCUGUCUUAGAGCUCGAUGGGGAACAGGGUGGCUGGUUGGAGCCUGGCAGGCCGUGCUGCUGGGUUCACAGGAGGGCACAGCAGCAGCCGCCCAGUAGAGCUGUAGUCUGGGGAUAAAGCUGAGCUUCCGUUUUGAGUUACAGAAUAAAUAUUAUAAAUAUAUAUAUAUAUAUAUCAAAAAAGCCAAAAUCUUUAUUUUUAUGCACCUAGAAUAUUUUAAAUAGUUCUCAAUAUUAAAAAGUUCUAUGAGUUGUAAGUAAUCUUGCCAAAAGUGAGCGGGUAGAUGUAAGAAAUUGUACAUAAGAUUGAUUUCUCAUUGAUACCUAUUGAAGUAAAAAAGGGGGAGGAUUAGAAGUUGGAGGGAGGAGCCCUGGCUUGUUUGUCAUUCACAACUAGUUAACUAACUAGUUAACUAACUAGCACACUGCAAAGCAAUCAUACCGAUGCCCAGUACCGUCACUAGGUAGUAAUUUUAGUAAGAUGAGCGAGCAGUGUUGUCCUGGUUUUAAAUCUAUGGUGAAAUUCUAAUGUCACCAUUUUAAUGGAAUCAAUCUACGCUCUAGAGAAUGUAUGUUGAGUCUUUUAUGUAUCAUUGUGAUUUCCUUAUGUUAAUCCUUUAGCAUUACGGUGACAAUGACAUAAUCAUAUCCAGAAAAGGGAACGCAGGCUCUUGUGUUGGUUUGUAAUGUCUUAAUGGGUUCUGUCCUUGAAGUUUUGUUCCCAUAAGUUUUACAGGGAUGAAAUUCUGGCUUAUGUGCUGUGUGUCUGUGUCCCCUCUGCCCCACCAUGGACAGACCAUCCCAUGCCAGAUGCAGCUACUUGACCGUGGGUGACAACGUGAGAUCCCAUCUCAUUUUUACUUUUGAACGUUGGCCUUACAAUCAAAUGUAAGUUAUAUAUACAUAUAUAUAUAUAUAUAUAUUUGUACUGAUGAGAAUUUAUAAUCUGCUUUAACAAAAAUAAAUGUUCGUGGUAGAGCUUUUGCCCAUGAAGGGCUGUUCUUAUUUGCAAAUGA
Messenger RNA from Grammomys surdaster, 3682 nucleotides. It is a transcript of the gene Numb, whose product is annotated as NUMB endocytic adaptor protein. Gene Ontology annotation, molecular function: cadherin binding. The coding region runs from base 315 to 2276 and encodes 653 amino acids. The record is from RefSeq and is a predicted model, not a curated record. The transcript has 13 exons. NCBI's taxonomy places the organism in Eukaryota, Metazoa, Chordata, Mammalia, Rodentia, Muridae.